AUGGCCGUGGAUAGUCCCCCGCGGCCGGCGCCGCAGCGGCGGCAGUCCGAGGCCGGCGCGGGCGGGCGCCGGACGGACAAGCACGGCCGCCGCCUCGAGGUGUACAACGAGGUGCUCGCCCGCCUGCGCUCCUCCUCCGCCGCCGCGGUCUCCCCGGCCUUCGAGGAUGCGCUUUGGGCCCACUUCCACCGCCUCCCCGCCCGGUACGCGCUGGAUGUGAACGCGGAGAGGGCGGACGACGUGGUCACCCACCAGCGGCUGCUCGAGGAGGCGCGCGAUCCGGAACGCCGGCCCGCCUUGUCCGUGCGCGUCGUGCAGGUUUCUAGGAUUAUUGAUGGUGAUACGGCCGAUUCUUGUGAUCCUGACAUGGAGACGGUUGCUUCUAAUAAUCAUGUGGCUAGCCAGAUGGCUCACCCACCCCCUGCAUUUGGUUCUUCCUCCAAUCUAGAGGCGCUCGGGCUCGAAACAAAUGAAGGUGAUGUAAGGAGCACCAAUGAUAUUGAUCACAGUGUACAUCUCAUUUCCAGGCCGAUGCAUGAGAUAACUUUUGCAACUAUUGAUAAGCCAAAGCUCCUUAGUCAGCUGACCUGUUUGCUUGCUGAGUUCGGUCUUGACAUCCAAGAAGCACAUGCAUUUUCAACAAUUGAUGGCUACUCAUUGGAUGUAUUUGUUGUCACUGGAUGGCAUCUUGAGAGUACUGAGCAGCUACAAGGAAAGUUGCUUCAGAAAUUUCACAAUGCUGAGACACGAGCUUGGCCUGUAUCAAGCUCAUCAUCACCAUCAUCAGAAGGCCCUCAAGGUGGACAAGGUAUACCAUCUACAAGUGUUGAAAUUCCAACAGAUGGUGCAGAUGUUUGGGAAAUUGACCUUAAACUGCUCAAGUUUGGAAGCAAAGUUGCUUCCGGAUCAAAUGGCGACCUGUACCGUGGAACAUACUGCAAUCAGGACGUGGCCAUCAAAAUAGUGAGACCUGAGCGCAUCAGUGCAGAUAUGUACCGAGAUUUUGCGCAAGAAGUGUACAUCAUGAGAAAGGUCCGUCACAGGAAUGUCGUGCAAUUUAUUGGUGCCUGUACAAGACAACCAACGUUGUAUAUAGUAACAGAUUUCAUGUCAGGAGGGAGUGUCUACGAUUACCUCCACAAAAAUAAUAAUACUUUCAAGCUUCCUGAAAUACUGAAAGUGGCAACCGACAUCUCUAAAGGAAUGAACUACCUGCACCAAAACAACAUAAUUCACCGUGAUCUCAAGACUGCAAACCUUCUCAUGGAUGAAAACAGGGUUGUAAAGGUUGCAGACUUUGGUGUUGCACGUGUGAAAGACCAAUCUGGAGUGAUGACUGCAGAAACUGGAACUUACCGUUGGAUGGCACCUGAGGUCAUAGAACAUAAGCCCUACGAUCACAAAGCAGAUGUUUUUAGCUUUGCUAUUGUUCUGUGGGAACUGCUAACCGGCAAGAUCCCUUACGAGUACUUAACACCACUGCAAGCAGCAAUAGGUGUUGUUCAGAAGGGUAUUAGGCCAAUGAUCCCAAAAGACACCCAUCCCAAGCUUAUCGAGCUGCUUCAGAAAUGUUGGCAUCGAGAUCCAGCUGAAAGGCCUGACUUCUCCGAGAUACUGGAAAUCCUUCAGAAACUCUCCAAAGAGGUGAGAACUGACCCUGAGGGUCGCCACAAAACAAAGUCAGGUUUUCUUGCAGCGCUGAAGAGAAGCCACUGA
Miscanthus lutarioriparius is the source of this 1716-nucleotide messenger RNA. NCBI's taxonomy places the organism in Eukaryota, Viridiplantae, Streptophyta, Magnoliopsida, Poales, Poaceae. The record is from the annotation of a GenBank genome assembly.